Drosophila elegans is the source of this 912-nucleotide messenger RNA. It is a transcript of the gene Pgam5-2, whose product is annotated as serine/threonine-protein phosphatase Pgam5, mitochondrial. Gene Ontology annotation, cellular component: mitochondrion. The transcript has a single exon. Gene Ontology annotation, biological process: positive regulation of mitochondrial fission. NCBI's taxonomy places the organism in Eukaryota, Metazoa, Arthropoda, Insecta, Diptera, Drosophilidae. Bases 50 to 871 code for a protein of 273 amino acids. The record is from RefSeq and is a predicted model, not a curated record.
UUGGUUUUACAAUAUUUCACAAAUAUACUUCUGAGUUAAACAAACUGCCAUGAGAUAUUCCGCUCUUUGGCGUUCGGUGGGCGCCAUGAGCUGUGGUUCUUUGGUGACCUACUUGACCCUUCGGCUGCUCGAUGCCCAGAAAUCCUCGAUUUUUCCGAGUGGAGAGGAAGGAGAGGGUAAGAGGGAGUUGAGUGGCGCCUGGCUGCAUCAUUGGGAUCUCCGCAAGCCGCAGCUGCAAAAGGUGUCGAAUGGCGCGGAGUCGUCGGCCCUGCGACAUAUUAUCCUGGUGCGACAUGGCGAGUACACGAAGACCCUGAACGGAAGCCACCUCACGGAGCUGGGACGUCGGCAGGCGGAGAGGACGGGCCAAAGGUUGCGGGAAAUGGACCUGAGCUGGGACCAUGUGGUGGCCUCCACAAUGCCGCGGGCCGAGGAGACGGCCAUGAUCAUCCUGAAGCAGCUCAACCUCGAUCCCCUGAAGAUGAAGCGCUGCACCUUGCUGCCCGAGGGCACUCCCCAUCCGGGCGAUCCGCCCGCCAAGAGGAGUGCCCGCAGCCUGGAGCUGGCCUACCGACGCGAUGGCCCGCGGAUCGAGGCCGCCUUCAGGCGGUACUUCUUCAGGGCCAGUCCGGAGCAGGAGCACGACUCUUACCUGCUCAUCGUGGGCCACUCGAAUGUGAUCCGCUAUCUGAUCCUGCGGGCCUUGCAACUGCCGCCGGCUGCGUGGACGCGGCUCAACCUGAACCACGGCUCCAUCACCUGGCUAACUGUGUGGCCCUCGGGCUAUGUGACCUUGCGCUGCCUCGGCGACUCCGGCUUCAUGCCCGUGGCCGAGCUGACCCAUCGAAGGCCUUCGUCGUUGCCGGCAUAAUGAGACCAUAACUAGCUCAUGAUUAAAGCUCUACUCCCGGA